AUGACCAUGGAGAGCUGCCCACUGGAGCUGCCCCCCGUGGUUAAAGUAACUAUUACAUGCUACUACAGUGGCCACUAAGGUUACAUAUUAAACUGGUGUGACAACUCACUCACUCUCAGGCAGAGAAAGGUGUCAAAUACAUCCAAGGCAUGCUCAUCUGUUGCAGUUGCAUUUUACAAUGGGGGAUUUGAAGGACAGUAAUAGCAUAGACGACCGAGUUCUAUCGGCCGUUCCCCGUAGAGAGGAGGACGUUAAAGUUGUAUUUCACAAAGUUGGCGAUAACGACGACGAUGGAGACACUACUGAGAGGAUUAAUUUACAAAGUAACAGUCAUGAUGAGCUGGGGAAUGAGGAGGCAAGGACUAGAACAGUGGAAAGCAGUGCGAAGCAAAGAUUAUGUCCUCCCUCGUGUUGUAGAAUUGGCGGCGGCGGGGAUCCCAUCUCAACGGACGCAGGAGACACAGUUGCCAAAGGUAGCCUUCAAACUAAAACUAGAGAUAAUUUAUAUAAUUUAGCUAGCUAUCUUUAAAGAUCUACCAACGUAACCACUUGAACACACUUAUUUGUGGUUUAUUAAUACAGUCCAUUAUAUGACUGGAUCUGCUUCCAUAAUAUAAUAUAAUAUAAUAUAAUAUGCCAUUUAGCAGAUCUAGGAAAAGUUGUAUGACCUUUGAGGUACAUGAGAAAUUAUAACCAGCGGAGUAGCCAAUGACAACAUCCAUAGCAGCACAUUAUGUAACGGACGUAAUCGCGGUUCUCAAAUUACUGUACUGGUAAUAAAUAUUGCCUCACAAACUCUUUCAGAUUAAACUAGCUAAUAGCCUAUAUUGCAACAUUGUGGCCGCUUCACCCCCACUUUCAUCAGUCUGAUUAUGAAUUAUUGAAUGGCAAUCCGGUUAAACAUUUUCAUCAUCUUUAAAAGGGGAUGACGAGGCAUUUUCCCACCAGGAAAAAUUAUAAUAUGUAGCUCUAACUGCUAAUUAUUUUAAAAUUAUGUUAAACUCACGUCUAAUUUAAAAGGGCAGGGAGGGGUCUCCAACCUUUUCUAUCAUUUUCUAUCACCUUUUGUACUGAAAACAAAGUGUUGCGAGCUAUUUACAUUAUAUAUAUAUAUAUAUAUAUAUAUAUAUAUAUAUAUAUUCAUAUAUAUAUAUAUAUAACUUUCAAAUAGAAACAUUAUUGUCUUCUCCUCUACCCUGCAACUCUUCCCCGGGUACUUGGUGUAGGCAACCAGAGGUGCUUUCUGUUAUACCUGGUAAGAUACACUGAGUGUACAAAACAUUAUGGACACCUGCUCUUUCCAUGACAGACAGACCAGGUGAAUCCAGGUGAAAGCUAUGAUCACUUAUUGAUGUCACUUGUUAAAUCCACUUCAAUCUGUGUAGAUGAAGGGGAGGAGACAGGUUAAAGCAGCAUUUUUAAAAAUCUUCAAGCUCUGUCAAAUUGGUUGUUGAUGCCAAGAGUGUGCAAAGCUGUCAUCAAGGCGGCAGGUAGCUUUCUACAAUGUAGAAAAUAGUAAAAAAUAAAGAAAAACCCUGGAAUGAUUAGGUGUGUCCAAACUUUUGACUGGUACUGUAUGUAAAUCACUUAUUACUGCCACGCACAGAUCGGAAGUCUACAACAGUUCAAUACAUUGGUGGUGCCGAAGAGGCAUUUUUUCGGUUGCUUGUACAUUUUAAUUUAGACCUUUUUUGGAUGUACAUACUGGCCGUAACGGGAGUAAAUGAAGAUAGUUGCUCAGCGAAAGUCCGUAUUUGGUGAGUAAUGAACGUAUUUUGACAUACCGCUUGCAGAGCUGGGGAAUGGGAGUUUGAAUCUGAGCAUCCUGGGCGUUAGAGAGGUCUCUAAGACAGAGACACUGGGGCAACUGAACUGGCUUCAUACAAAAUAGCCAGCUAUACAGCCUAGAUUGACAAAAGCGCGCACCAAACAGACAGGAAAUUAAUUGGCAGAUUGUGUUACUUUUGGCUUUUUAAGCCAAUAGUGGCUAACCAGGGAUAUUGUCAAUGUGGCUUUGAUUGGAUAGUAGCCGGGAGCUUUAUAUUUAUGACAGUUUGUGAUGGAACACAUGAAAAAAAUUCAUGUACUUUCAGAAUAGAUUGGAGAGCUACUGAUAGGUGCACUGCAAGCUACGGGUAGCUCGCAAUCUACCUGUUGGAGACCCCUGAUUUAAGGUAUGAGUACAAAAUGGGAAAGAAUGAGCACCUACAGUACCCCACAGGGUGUAAAUCAAACUCACCAGGAAGUCCAACAAUGGUGUUGUCUGUUCUCAGAUGAGUAAUAUACUUCUGCAUCCUUCCAAACUGUUUUCCAUAUGGCUAGUCAGUACAGGCUAAAAUGUCCCCUUAUUCUUCCUGUUCAAUUUGAGUCUCCCUCCAGUUAGGGGACAUUGGUUCAUUGCCCUCUUUCUAUGUUGGCAAUAAACAUGAGUACUCAGUAGGUACAGUGUGUGACAGGCCAACUCCCAGGUAGAUAUAUAUCUAAUAAUAUUCAACACCUGAAAUCACCCUGCAGCUUUGAAUUUGUCAAAAAAGUUGCCAGUAACUGUAAGCUUUAGCAGGGAUUCCCUUCAACAAAGUGGCUUUUGAUAUCACAUUUAAAAACUGUACCUCUUCCCCCUCCCAUUUCGCCAUUUCAGACAAAUAUUCAAUGACUUCACUCUUAGUAGGUUAAUGUUCAGUUCCAUUCAAGCUAUUUUAACCAGUUCAUGUGUCCUCCUCCCUAUGUCCUCAGAGAAGAAGCGUUGUCCAGGACUGGGCCUGUUUUAUGGCCUGCUGGCAACAGUAUUCUUCUCCGUUAUAGCUCUUCUGGUGAAGACAAUAGAUGGAGUCCAUGCUGUAGAAAUCAGUGCCAUUCGCUGCUUCUUCCAGAUGCUGUUUGUGAUGCCUAUGCUGAUCUAUUACAAGUAAGUUAUUACAAAACUGUAUUUAUACUAUAUUGGACCACUUGACCCCUUGAACCUUGAUAAUCCCAUACAAAUAUUUAACCUAUCCAUUUUCUGUUUUUCAGGACUGGCUUCCUUGGACCAAGAGACAAGCGGAUCUAUUUGGUGAUGAGAGGGUUCUUGGGUUCCAACGCCAUGAUCCUAUUGUUUUAUGCAGUGCAGCAGAUGCCCCUGGCUGAUGCAACAGUCAUCAUGUUCAGCAACCCAGUGUUCACCGCCUUGUUAGCCUGGAUCUUCCUCAAAGAGAAAUGCACUAUCUGGGACUGUAUCUUCACUGUCUUCACCCUGGCCGGUGUCAUAAUGAUAGCCAGGCCUCCCUUCAUAUUUGGUGCUCGUAUAGAGGGAAUAGAGGGAGACUACACCAAUCAUCUCAAGGGGACUAUUGCAGCCUUCGGUGGAGCGAUAGGACCAGCCUGCACUUUCGUUAUACUCAGGAAAAUGGGCAAAAGUGUCCACUACUAUAUGUCUGUGUGGUACUAUGCAGUCAUUGGUUUAAUUGAGUGUGUCAUCACUUUGUUUAUACUUGGUGAAUGGACCAUUCCAUUCUGUGGGAGAGACAGGUGGAUCCUUAUGCUGAUAGCAAUCCUGGGUAUUGCUGGCCAAACUUUCCUCACCAAAGCUCUUCAGAUCGAGAAGGCCGGCCCUGUGGCCUUGACGAGGACCAUUGAUGUGGUCCUGGCUUUUAUUUUCCAGUUCUUUUUUUUCAACCGUAAGCCCACCAUGUGGAGUCUCGGUGGGGCAUGUUGUGUGGUCGUCAGUACCUGUGGUGUGGCUCUAAGGAAGUGGUACAGCAACACACACCCAAGAAAGAGCCGUGAACAGACAAAUAUUUUUUUCCAGGAAUAA
Coregonus sp. 'balchen' is the source of this 3790-nucleotide messenger RNA. The record is from the annotation of a GenBank genome assembly. Lineage: Eukaryota; Metazoa; Chordata; Actinopteri; Salmoniformes; Salmonidae.